CGGGGGUUCUGUAUCAGCGGCUAUUUAACAGACGCUGACUGUGAGGAUCAUCUCAGUCAGUCAUGGGUCGUCCUGGGUUUCAGAAGUGGACAUGGACACUCUGUGUCCUCUUAAGCUGCAUGUGUGUCGCCCAAGUCAUGGCAGGACCGCAUUACAUGGUAGCCAUCCCUGCAGUUCUUGAGGCUGGAGCUGAAACAAAAUUGUGUGCCAGUCUCCUGAAGCCCAACGAGACUCUGGACAUGACCAUCACUCUGAUUUCUGUUGAAAUGAACACAACCCUUCUGAAAAAAUCUUCCAGGCAGGAGUUUCAUGACUGUGUUGAUUUUAAGGUUCCCCUGGUGCAGAAUCAAGAGGUGUACGACUUUGAGGUGGAGUUGAAAGGCAAAAUAUUUUACUCAAAAGAAGUGAGGAAAGUCAAGGCCACAGUCUACCAACCGAUGACGUUUGUCCAAACAGAUAAACCCAUCUACCUCCCUGGACAAACAAUGCAUUUCAGAGUCGUCACACUGGACAGCAGGAUGAGACCCACCAAUAGGCUGUACAAUAUAAUUGAAGUUGAGGAUUCUAAUGAUAACCGAGUUGCACAGUGGCUGAAUAAAACAGCCGAUAGCAGCAUACUGCAACUUUCUUACUCCUUGAACUCUGAGGCCCAGGAAGGAACCUACCAGGUUAUCGUGACCGUUGGCCAGGAUAAAAUAUAUCACAGUUUCAAGGUGGAGAAAUAUGUUUUGCCUAAAUUUGAUGUAAAAAUAACGGCAGAUGAUGUCGUCAGUAUUGAGCAGGAAGAAAUAAAAGCUGAAAUAUGUGCAAAGUAUACAUAUGGACAACCUGUGCCAGGCAGUGUCAAAGUUAAGGUCUGCCGACCUCUUAGUCGCUAUUAUGUUGAUAUAGCUAUUCCUGAUAAUCCAGAGGGACUGCCUGACAUAACACCCCCAUGCUACGAGGAGACAAAGGAGACGGGAAAGAAAGGUUGUGCCACUUUUAACUUCAAGAUGACAACUUUCACAAAACUCGACCAAAAGGUGCUUCAAGAUUACUUGGAUCUGAUUGUUGAAGUGGAAGAGGAAGGGACAGAUAUUUCCCUCCACCAAAUGAAGAGACUGCAGAUUUCAUAUGUUAUUGGAAAGCUGAUGUUCAUCGACACACCCAAGAUUUAUGACAAAGGAUCAAAUGUGGAAGGAAAAGUUAAAGCGGUUCACUUCAAUGAUACACCCAUAGCUGACAUGCAGGUCUACCUGUUUAAAGGUGAGAGGUGGUCCUCACGUCUGCUGCAGAAUCUCACCACUGACAGCGAUGGUUUGGCCACUUUCUCAUUCUCCACAGCUGAACUCAAUGGAGAGAUCAACCUGCACGUUAGUAAUAAACCAAUACUGGACUACUCUGGUUAUAGAACUCGAUACUACGAGACUGGCCAACACACAGUGUCUAUGAGCCAACCUCCCUCUGCUGACACCCAAACAGUCAGCUCCCUGGAGGUGGUGAAGAAGACAAAUCCACUGUCUUGUGACACAAAAGAAGAGAUCUCCAUCAAAUUCACUGUCGUUGGAGAGAAAGGGGCCUCUGUAAUGGUGAUCUACCUGGUCUUAUCCAGAGGAGCCAUCAUCAUGCAAGGAUUUAAACAGAUUGAGUUUCAAGACCUUCCAGUGACUGAGGGUGGAAUUUCCUUUGAGUUGAAUGUGCAUCCAGAAAUGGCGCCAGAAGUCCAGGUCUUGGCCUAUGCCGUUCUCCCCAGUGAGACUGUGAUCGCUAACAGUGCUGACUUCUCCGUAGAGAAGUGCUUCAGUCACAAGGUGUCGCUGGAGUUUCUUCCAUCCUCAGCAGUCCCAGGAGAGGAGACCACCAUGCAGCUAAAGGCCCAACCAGACUCCCUGUGUGGAGUGAGCGCUGUCGACCAGAGCGUCCUCAUCAUGAGACCAGGGGAGGGCCUGACUGCAGACAAGAUUUUUAACUUGUUGCCUGUCACCAAAAGGUCUUAUGUUCCAUAUGAUGUACAUGAUGCAGUAGAAUGCUUGCCGGUUAGACCAAGAAGAUACAUUUAUCGACAUCCUUCUGAGAGAACUGAUGCAUUUAAAGUUUUCGAGAACGUUGGAUUGAAGAUGGCUACAAACUUGUUUAUCCGUAUGCCUCCAUGCCUCAACUUCAGAGGAAGAGAAUACCACGAAGGUGGUCAUCGUCAGUAUGAAAUUGCAUAUCAAAAUACUCCUACCCGAAUGAAUGUACACCGGGAAAUGGUCGGGCCAACUGGUCAUGGUUCCCCAGACUCUUCUCUCCCAGCUAUAGAGACAGUCCGUACUUUCUUCCCUGAGACUUGGAUAUGGGAUCUGGUGGAAGUUGGAGCAUCUGGAAUGAAGGAUGUGUCCCUCCUUGUCCCUGAUACCAUCACCACCUGGGAGACGGAGGCUUUCUGUUUGUCCCCUCAGGGUUUUGGCUUGGCUCCUCGUAAAGAAAUCAUCGUCUUCCAACCCUUCUUCCUCGAGCUCACGAUGCCCUACUCCAUCAUCCGUGGGGAGCACUUUGAACUGAAGGCAACCAUCUUCAACUACCUUUCCAUCUGCAUCAUGGUCUCUGUGACGCCAGCACACUCCUUAGAAUACACCCUUACCCCCCUCUCUGGUGAUAAGUACACAUCCUGUUUGUGUGGCAAUGAGCGCUUGACCCUCAGCUGGAACAUGUCCCCUACAGCUUUAGGGGUUGUGAAUGUGUCGGUGAGUGCUGAGGCUGUGGCAUCUCACACUUCCUGUGACAAUGAGAUUGUGAGCGUUCCAGAAAGAGGCCGUAUCGACGUGGUCACACGACCACUCAUAGUAAAGGCUGAGGGAACUGAAAUGACAAAGACCCACAACCUGCUGCUCUGUCCAAAAGGAGAGGCCUUGACAGAGGAAGUAGAGUUACAGCUCCCUGAGAAUGUGAUCGAUGGAUCAGCUCGUGCCUCACUAUCAGUUCUGGGCGACAUCCUGGGUCGAGCCCUGAAAAACCUGGAUGGGCUGCUUAGGAUGCCAUAUGGAUGUGGUGAGCAGAACAUGGCGCUUCUGGCCCCCAACAUCUACAUCCUGCAGUACCUGAAAAACACGCAGCAGCUGACACCAGCCAUCAUGGAGAAGUCUACCAACUUCCUGUCAAGCGGUUACCAGAGACAGCUGAACUACAAACAUAUUGAUGGAGCUUACAGCACAUUUGGAUCAGGAACAGGGAACACUUGGCUCACUGCUUUCGUGUUGAGAUCUUUUGCCAAAGCAAAAUCGUUCAUCUACAUUGAUCCAAGGAACAUUGAAUCAUCUAAAACUUGGCUGGAGGAAAAACAACGUGAAAAUGGCUGUUUCGAACAGUCAGGAAAACUUUUUAACAACAGGAUGAAGGGUGGUGUGUCUGAUGAAGUGACGCUUACUGCUUACAUCACUGCCGGUUUCUUGGAAAUGAAUUCGUCUACUGAUGAUGCUGUGGUGAAGAAGAGCCUGUCCUGCCUUAAGGAGUCCGCCAAUGACCUCAGCAACACCUACACCACAGCUCUGUUGGCGUACGUCUUUACCCUGGCAGGAGACAUGGAGACCCGUGCUCACCUCCUGACGCACCUUGACACAGUUGGACACAAACAAGGGGGUUUCCUCCAUUGGUCUCAGACAGCAACAGAAACAUCAGCCUCUCUGUCUGUGGAGAUCAGCUCCUAUGUGAUGCUGGCCAAACUCAGUGCCUCGCCCAGUGCUGAAGACCUGGGCUACACCUCUCGCAUUGUCAGAUGGCUGACGGGUCAGCAGAACUAUUAUGGAGGCUUCUCGUCAACACAGGACACAGUGGUGGCUCUUCAGGCUCUGGCUCUUUACUCCACUCUGGUAUUCAGUCCAGACGGUUCAAGCACAGUGAUGGUCCAGUCCCCCAGUGGUCAGCUGUCAUUUGAUGUGAACAGGGACAACAAACUGCUGUACCAGGAGAAGAGGCUACAGGACGUGAUAGGAAAGUACAGCGUGAAGGUGAAGGGCAGCGCGUGUGCUUCAAUACAGAUUAGUCUUAACUACAACAUCCCAACUCCGACUGAAGUCACAUCCUUCAGUGUUGAGGUCAAGCCAGAGGCUGACUGCGCCAAAAACAAACUCAGUCUGUUGCUAAAGUGCCUCUAUCAUGGAAAAGAGAAUAAUACAAACAUGGUGAUCCUGGAAAUCAAAAUGCUCUCCGGCUUUGUCCCAGAUCCACAGUCUUUGAAGGGGCUCAAAAGUGCCCUUCUGGUGGAUCGUGUUGAAGAAAAGGAGGAUCAUGUUCUGGUGUACAUCCGGGAGCUACCAAAGGACAUACCCAUCAACUACAAGUUAAGUGUCUUCCAGGAGCUGCCAGUGCAGAACCUGAAGCCAGCCGUGGUCAAGAUGUAUGACUACUACCAGCCAAGUGACCAGGCUAAGACAGAAUACAUCUACACUUGUGCUGCAGCUUGAAGGGAGGAGAGUUUUCAGUCUCUGGGUUGUCCCACUAUGAGCAGUUUAACACAAAUGCUUAACACAUUUCUGUUUAUAUACUGUAUGUGUUUGAGGUGAAACUUAUGAAGAAUAAAAUGAUAUGAUGUGAAUGUCCAA
Platichthys flesus (European flounder) is the source of this 4559-nucleotide messenger RNA. Its product is annotated as alpha-2-macroglobulin-like. Gene Ontology annotation, molecular function: endopeptidase inhibitor activity. Gene Ontology annotation, cellular component: extracellular region. Bases 63 to 4421 code for a protein of 1452 amino acids. NCBI's taxonomy places the organism in Eukaryota, Metazoa, Chordata, Actinopteri, Pleuronectiformes, Pleuronectidae. The transcript has 36 exons. The record is from RefSeq and is a predicted model, not a curated record.